GUUCACACCAGCUCACGUUCUUCCCAAAUGGACAGAGAGAGAGAGAGAGAGAGAGAGAGAGAGAGAGGAGGUGAGAGAGUUUAACUGGAUUAAAUCUAAAGAUGUAAACAAAACCGAAAUAUUCAGAGUUGGAUUUUAGGAUUUUAAUGACUGUUUGGACAGAGGAACAUUCAAGAACACCUGGACUUUAUCAAACACUGAAAACUGCAGACACUUUAGUGAAUAAAACAACAAAUCAAGUCUUUUUAAGAAAAGGGAACAGUCUCUCUGCAUACUUUAGCCUUUAUUUUCUGCCUUUUCUUUCUUAUAAUAAUAAUAAUAAUAAUAAUAAUAAUGAUAAUAAUUAAUUUCUUGACCUUCUCUGACCCACUGUUGCAGCUCUUGCUCUGAGGUUUUUUUCCUUGUUUUGACUUUAGUCCUGCACCAACAUCUCUGAGUAAAGUCCAUUUAUGAAAAACUACUUCACUCCUUCCCUGCCUCAGAAUCAGAUCCUGUUGGACUUUAGUUCCCUAAACCCUGACUCAGACCGUGGUGGACACCUGGAGCAGGAAAUGAAACGUUACUCUCGGGAACAUGUCUCAGACGGUCGAUUUAAACCUUUUACUGAUUUGUUAAAGUUGGUUUUUAUCCCACAAAAGUCCGCAUUUUGGGAGUCAGGGGCCAUAUGGUUAAAGUCUGCUGAAGUGUGACUUCGCACCUCCACACCGUGGCGCAUGGAGACACUUGGAGACGCGUCAAAGCGCAAUUUGGCACCAGCAGCUCGGGGUCCUGAUAAAUAGGAGCUUCCUCUGCUCAGCCACACAUCCUCUGAGGACUUAAAGCAGGACUGAGCGCCACUCUGAAAGAAGGAACCAUGGAGACUUUAAUUGGAAACAGCGGAUUAUCCUCUGGUUUUACUGGGAACAGUGUCUCACUGCAGCCCGGUGGUCUGUGGAGACCGUGGACUGGAACUGAGGACAGAAGUGGAUCUCUGAAGGUGAGUUUUGAUAACCUGGAGUCUUUAAGGUUCAUUAGUUCAUAUUUAUGUUUGUAAAUGAACUCUCAGGUCUGACUAAACUUUCCUUCUUUUCUGUUAAAGGCUCACAGUGAGAAUCCUCCUGAAAAACCGACCAAAGCUCCUCAGGUCGUCCACCCAGUCAAGUAAGUUUCAGCUUCACUCUUCAACAUUCGUCUGUUAGAGUGUCUCAUUGAUUGAUUGGUUGAUUGAUUGAUUGAUUUUCUCUCCUUUUAAAGGUUGUACUGGCCCAAAUCCAGAUGUUUCGAUUAUCUGUACCAGGACGCAGAGAUGUUGCUGCGGAACUAUCCGGUCCAAGCGACCAUCUGUCCGUAUGAAGACUCCAGCAGUGAUGAAGAAGACAGUGAGGAUGAGGAGGAGGAGAUGGAGAAGGAGCUGAACUGAUGAUGGAGAUGAACUCUUGUAUAUUCUGAUAAUAUAUUCCUCUUAACUUAUUCCUGUAAAUAUCUGUAAAUAGACUUUUUCAUUUCUCAUGAAUUCAAAC
Messenger RNA from Xyrichtys novacula (pearly razorfish), 1499 nucleotides. NCBI's taxonomy places the organism in Eukaryota, Metazoa, Chordata, Actinopteri, Labriformes, Labridae. The record is from the annotation of a GenBank genome assembly.